UUGUCUCGGAGUCUGAAGGAGAGAGAGGAGGAGAAGUGGGAGGAGUAGGUAGAGGAAGAGGAGGGGUGGCUAAUGGAGGAAGAGGAGGUGUUCUGCACAGUUGAGUCCAGAGGAGAGGAGCGGCCGCCAUGUUAACCAAGAAGCCCGGAACCUCGGUCCUUCCGACGGGCAAAACGGGCGAGCCGGUCUACUCUCCCGGUCACAACGGCUCUCAGGCCACGUCGCCCGCCGCCCUGCCCCCACUUCGCAACAGUAACCACCAUCAUUUGACGGGAGGCUCAAAAGUUGCGAUGUCGGACGCCGUCCAGCUGUCAUCGCAGUCGCAGGGCCACGUCACUCAGCUCUAUGAGGAGAACACCAACAAACGCCCGGUGCUGACCUCGCAGCCCAAUGGGCUGGCUCCAAUCAGCUCGUCCCGACCUGGCUUGCCGCUGCCAGACCGGCAGACCUCGGUGUCAGAGCCUGCCCACCACCACCGCCAGAGCAGCGCAGCCUCCAACAAGUCGACAGACAGCAAGCCGAAGGUCAACCCCAUGACCCCGGAGCAGGCCAUGAAACAGUUCAUGUCCAAAAUUUCGUCAUUCGAGCAACACGAGAUGUUCAGCUAUCCUGAGGUGUAUUUUGUUGGCCAGAAUGCCAAGAAGAGGCAGGGGGUCCUCGGUGGAGCCAACAACGGGGGCUAUGACGAUGAUCAGGGGUCUUACAUCCAUGUACCACAUGACCACAUCGCAUAUCGCUAUGAAGUCUUGAAGGUCAUCGGCAAGGGCAGCUUUGGACAGGUGGUGAAGGCCUUCGACCACAAGACUCAGACACACGUGGCUCUGAAAAUGGUCCGCAACGAGAAGCGCUUCCACCGGCAGGCAGCAGAGGAGAUCCGCAUCCUGGAGCACCUGAAGAAGCAGGACAAGGAUUCGAGCAUGAAUGUCAUCCACAUGCUGGAAAACUUCACCUUCCGAAACCACAUCUGCAUGACCUUUGAGCUCCUCAGCAUGAACCUGUACGAGCUCAUCAAGAAGAACAAGUUUCAGGGCUUCAGCCUCCCGCUGGUCAGGAAGUUUGCCCACUCCAUCCUGCAGUGUCUGGAUGCACUGCACAAGAAUCGCAUCAUCCACUGCGAUCUCAAGCCUGAGAACAUUUUACUGAAGCAGCAGGGACGCAGCGGCAUCAAGGUCAUAGACUUUGGUUCCAGCUGUUAUGAACAUCAGAGGGUUUACACCUACAUCCAGUCCAGGUUCUACAGAGCACCGGAGGUUAUUCUGGGCUCCAGGUAUGGGAUGCCCAUCGACAUGUGGUCUCUGGGCUGUAUCCUUGCCGAGCUGCUCACUGGUUACCCCCUGCUGCCGGGCGAAGAUGAAGCUGACCAGCUUGCCUGCAUCAUCGAACUCCUGGGAAUGCCCACUCAGAAGCUCCUUGACGGCUCCAAGAGAGCGAAAAACUUUGUGUCAUCAAAAGGCUACCCACGGUACUGCACCGUGACCACGCUACCCGAUGGCACCACAGUGCUGAACAGCGGGCGCUCGCGGCGGGGGAAAAUGCGCGGCCCCCCGGGCAGUAAGGACUGGAGCACGGCGCUGAAGGGCUGCGAUGACGCGCACUUCAUCGACUUCCUCAAACAGUGUCUAGAGUGGGACCCGGCACUCAGGAUCACGCCCAGUCAUGCGCUUCGGCACCCGUGGCUGAGGAGGCGGCUUCCAAAGCCUCCAUCAGGAACCACGGCUGGAGAAAAGACCUCAUCGUCCAAACGUGGCACGACCACCACUGAUGGCGCCAUCACCUCCAUCUCAAAGCUCACCACCACCUCAACCACCACGUCAUCCUCCUCAAAAACCAGGACUAACUUAGCAGCUAUCACGGACGCCAACGGAAACAUCCAGCCGAGGACAGUGCUGCCCAAACUGGUCAGCUGAGAGUGAAUGCACCCCACUCGCUGCAGGGAGGACGGCAAACCAGCCGAAUAAAAUGGUUUCGUCCAGUUUGACAAACGUUUGGAUUUUCAGCGUUGUUGGGGUGCGUUCAGAAUAAACACGGCAUGGAAAUGUGCGGAUUGGCUACUCCACUGCACAAAACCCAGUUAGAUGAACUUGCUUGUGUUCAGGAAUGCCUCAAAUCCUCAGUUUUACAUUUUGAGCAGUGAGACAUGAAGUAACCGCACGUUGUUUGGACCCGACUGCAGCGCCACUCAGACAAUCAGAACUCACUAUACCGCUCUGUAGCUCCAAACUCACAAACACAUCAACAACAUGGUGCUGACGGGGGAACAAGGCUGUUUUUAAAGUGUUUUUAGUACAGAAUCUUUUUAGCUGGUUUGAUUAAUCAAUUUAACAGCUUGAGUCUUACAAGGUUAUAUCCACACAGUGUAGGGCCUUAUGAAGGAGGUUUAUGAGGUUAACUGGCAGUUAAGUUUGAUAUAUCCUUUUAAUUCUAAAGGUAUAGUUGUGCAGUGAUUAGCUUUCUAGUCUUUGUUUUAUGUCAGAGUGAAAAAAAAGUUUGUUGGGUUUUAGUUAGGGGUAGAUUGGUGGUGUUUGUUAAAAGCCCAGCAGAACCCACUCCCUGCUAGGUAGCUAACUUUGUUAGUUAGCUUUUGUUUUACAGUGUAGCUAGCCUUUUUUACCGUGCUAGCAUAGUGCCUGUCAGCUGGCUAACUGCUAGCUGGCACUGGUUGUUGUUGGACAGCUACAUGUUUCUUAGCUGUCCCUUUGCUAGCUAUUUACCUUUUGACUGGCUAGCAGUUAGCUUAGCAAAUUUUAAAUCUGUCAGCUAGCUAUAGCUGGCUCCACGUUUGCCUUUUUUGGCAGUCUGGCGGCUAGCCUUAGCCUGUUUUUAGCCAUAGCUCGUUAGCUCUUCACUGCCCAGCCUUACGAAGCACAGACAGAAUGAAAAAGGUUGUUAAUGUCUACACUUUGUUUUUUGAUGGGGAUAAAAUAAUGCCUGAAAAGAAGAAUGUUCGAAGUAAACAAGAACCAGUUUUUUCCUUUUGUAAUGAAUCAAAACUGAGCACUGAGGGCACGAAAUGGGGUUUGAGGGAUUACCACAGAGGAGCUGGUUUAAUAGUAACGUUAUAAACCUCACAGCAAAGAGCAUGGAUUAAAAAAAAAAUAGAUUUAAUGUUGUAAACCAAAGGGGACAGUGAAGAAUUUUCUUAAAUAGCCAUUUUAAAUAGUAUUUAAUAAUAAUUUGUUAUUGUAUAGAGAAAAUAAAAGAUGAUUGUUGACCGUUACGCGGUAGACGUAUCACCUGAGCCCAGAAAAAAAAGUUUAUCUAAAAUUAACUUAUACACAAAUCCUCAUGUGCAACAAAAUAAGUGUAAGUAACUUUGAUUUUCAAAGUACCAUAGGUUUACUGAGCUCCUCCAUUUGGUUUUUCUCAAAGUAUGGCGAGGUUGUUUCAAAUCACUUCCUUUAGAGCCAUUUGGAGCAUGAUACGUAGUGAAUACCCUUUUAAAAAAUGUAACAAAGAAUAGUUAAGGAGCGUCUACAUCAGAAUGGAUCGAGCAAUAACGUCUAAAGUUUUUUUUUUUUGUUGUUGUUUUUUUAAACUUGCGACAGUCAGUGAGCGAUUAAAGGUGAAUACCAAUGGGACCUAAGCAUGGUGAGCCACUGCGUCUGGCCCUGAAUGACGCAGUAAAAUUACAGAUUAAUUUAAUGAUUAUUGAUUAUAUAGAUCCAAAAAGAAGUACAUUUGCUGAUACACGGAUCAGAGUUAAUUAUUGAAAAAUUUAUAAUGGGACGGAAGAUGAUUUUUAUUUAUUUGCGACACGUUAAUAUUUAUUAAUCUAAUCGAUGUAUUACGUGCAGUUUAUACUGUAUACUUGAAUGUGUGUGAGCUGGAUGUAUGUACUUGUGCGUGUAUGCGCGUGCACAGUAUAAAGGGUCUUUUUGUUUGUUUGGGGUUUUUUUUAAAAGCUUGUUCCCUCAACCCUGCAUACUUUUACACACACACACACACACACAUACACACAUACACACACGCACACACACAGAGCUGUAUCUGAACGCACUCUAAAACUUAGGAAGAUGACGACUAGGAGAAAAGCUGGCCCACAGUUGGCCGUGUGCACCAUCAGCCUGGUGAUGUAAUGUAGCACGCAGGAAGUGGACGACGAUGCUCAGAAGGAACUGUUGUUUAAAAACAAACAAACAAAAAAAAAAAACACAGACACUACCUGCUCCACCCAUCUCAGGGGAAGCUUUGUCCCCCUUCUGGAGGAGGAAGAGGAGGAUAAAGGGGGGGAUCCUCUCUGAUGUUUGUUUUUUUUCUGAGGACUUGAUUGGUUGAGUUUAUUUUAUUAUUUUUUUUAAUUCAGUGAGAUGAAGUGCAGAGAGUCAAAACUGUGUGCCUUCAGUAUCUCAUUGCCAUGUCUCACCCACCACACACACACACACACACACACACACACACACACACAUUCUUAAAGAGAUGAUGUCAUAGCAUCAAUAACAAAAAUGAACAACAAAACCUCCCAGGAAGUACGUCAGUAUCUUUUGGUGCCACUCACACCAGCAUGGUGAGAUUUAAUGGCUUAGAGUCUGGAUGCUGAUCAGUUCCUGGUUUGUUUCAGUAAAGCCCAAAGACACCUUGUGAACCCCUGUGACCUUUGACCUCUAAACCCCAGGUUGUCUCCACUGAUCUGAUACAAUGGUUUUGUGGUCAGUGGAGACACAAACACGUCUUUAGCACAGUUUACAGAGCAAACAAUAGUGCAGCAGAAAGUUCAAACAGUGGACACAAACACCAAAACGCCCACAUUUGACCCUGUGGAGGUGUUCUUGUGAAAAAUCAGUCCGGCUUUCAUUUCGAUCUAGGAAACCGCUGUUUUGUUCAAAUCCCAAGCCCUGGAUACAUUUUAGAGGUUUUACUCUUGAUUUUUAAUACUUUUGACUUUAAGCAAGUCAGAUUUAUAGCUUUCUGAAUAGUCACUCUGAGUCCUGACCCACUAUAAAUGGCAAACUUCCUGCCAUAGGUAAGACCAUAUGGGGCCUGGAGUUGUGAAUGAAUCAAAAAACCAUGUAGUAAUACUAAAUUAAUACACGUGCCACCAUAAAUCAGUACCUGUAUCCACCUGUGAAUGGUUUCCCUGUUAUUGCUACCUGCUGCAUUACAGAACAUGCCAACUUACCAGCCAAAGUAGCUUUAAGCUAACCUGUACCGACAUCCACAGGUGUGUGUGUUCGUGUGUGUGUGAUAAGAUGAUUUUUGGGGUGGGCAGGGGGUGUAUAACAUGGCUGCACAAUGUAUAGACACAUAUCAGCCCACUGUCGCCAUCUGUCACUGUGGUACAGACCAGUGACACCUGCUGACAAGAGGGCUAAGCUAACACUAGCCGUUCGACUGCUAGCGCCCAGCCGCUAGCUGCUGCACUGAUGUUUGUUUUCUUUGCAGUGAUGCUUACACUAGCCUAUUGCUAAAUAAAUGCUAGUAGCACAUUUUUACCUGCUAGCGUUGAGCUCUGCACAGACGGUGCUCGUGCAAGCUGUUAGCAUUAGCAUUAAUGUGGUUUUAAAGGGGUUUUUUUGUUUUUUUUUUAAUAUUCGUACCUCAGAUCGCUCAGUUAUUAUUAUGAUUAUAACCGCUGUCACUAACACCCAGGGCAUUUGGUUGACUUUACCAAAGUGCAUUCCUUUACAAAGCUAGCUCAGAGCUAGCUGCUCAGAUAGACACGCAGGUAGGUAGGCAGGAAGUAUGAAAGAACGCUAAGGGGAAGUGGACAGAAAGGCGAUCGAGUGAGAAGCAGCUGUUGUCAUUGAGAUCAAAAGAGCAUGAAUUGCUUUGUUUUGUUUUUCUAAAUAUUGUCACUGGCUGCAGGCUCAUGAUGUUUGAUUUAAAUAACCUCCGGUAGCAAUCAGUUGGGUUUUUUGUUUGAUUUUUUUUGGGGGGGGCAGCAACUAUAGCCUGGCUAUCUUGCUAGCUCAAUGCUACACUAGCCAGUUAAUGUACAAUCCCAUUAGCCAUUUAGGUUCUCUUCGGGAGUCUUUGCAGCCAGAGGUUAGCGACUGAUAGCUUGAAGCUGCGCUGUAUUUCUGUGAUAUUUGCCAGCUGGUUUUUAUUGUGGAUUUUAUCUGUAAAUAAUGUGCAAAGUGUUUGAAUAAUAGUUGUUUUGUUUUUUUUGGGUGGGGGGGGGAAUUAAAUGCGCUGAUGUGCCACGCCGCAGCCAGUUUUACAACGUACUGUAUCUACUGUACAGAACACAGAAGUUGACUUUUCUAGUGAGCCUUUGUUAAAUUUUAUUGUGGUGCAAGAAAAGGAUUAUUAUUAAUAAAACAGUUUUAUUGUU
Messenger RNA from Neolamprologus brichardi, 6271 nucleotides. RefSeq names its product dual-specificity tyrosine-(Y)-phosphorylation regulated kinase 2 (gene dyrk2). Gene Ontology annotation, molecular function: protein serine/threonine kinase activity; ATP binding; protein serine/threonine/tyrosine kinase activity. NCBI's taxonomy places the organism in Eukaryota, Metazoa, Chordata, Actinopteri, Cichliformes, Cichlidae. Gene Ontology annotation, biological process: peptidyl-serine phosphorylation; peptidyl-threonine phosphorylation. The record is from RefSeq and is a predicted model, not a curated record. Gene Ontology annotation, cellular component: nucleus; cytoskeleton; cytoplasm.